AUGCAAGCAGUCAAAGGGUGCACUAAGUUGGACAGGAUUUUUAAUGAAAAAUGUGAGAAAAGUCCCAACAAAAUAGUUGAGUUAAUCAUAAAAUUCACACUGCCCAUAAGAUAUGGAUCUCCAAUUCUGUAUGAUGGUGAUCAUACAGAGUGUGCAUUACUACAAUUUGUGCAAGAUCUUGGGAGAAGCUAUGAUGCCAUACGAUAUGCAUACCCAUGUGAUUCAAUUACAAAGACUUAUCAUUUUAACACAGAGCGUAAAUACAUGAUGACUGUGGUUCCUCGUAAAACAGGAGGAUACCGUCUCUUUGUUAAGGGUGCUCCAGAAGUUGUACUGAAAAAGUGCCAGUUCUAUUGUGGCUAUGGUGGAAAAUUGAUUGAGUUUAACAGUGAAUCCAAACAGAAAUAUAUGUUAGAAGUAGUAGAUCCUAUGACAGAAGAAGGUCUACGAGUAAUUGCUAUUGCAUACCGUGAUUUUGUCCAAAAAUAUGCAAAGGUCAAUCAGUCAUUUAUUUUAGAGCAGCCUGACUGGGAUAAGGAAGAAACCAUAUUUUCAAAUCUGACACUUCUUGCAAUUGUGGGCAUUGCUGAUCCAAUGAGACCUGAGGAUUCAAUGAAAGCUAGACAGAAAGUUACCUAUCCAUUGGAGCAUAUGGUGAGAAAUGUAGGGAGGAAAUUGAAAGAUGUGGGUAGAUCCACUACCACACUUCUGUAUGGCUGCAACCCUUGGUGGUCCAGAUGACUUACAAGAGGUCAUAGAUGCUGGGUAAUGUACUCAAGCAUCUGUCAACCACAUCAGUUUUGUGACUGAAAUUUGUAAAUGCUAGCCAAGAAAUUAUGCUAUAUGAGGAAUUUGUGGAACUAUUUGUUUAGAAAAGUAGACACUGUUAUAGGUGGUGUUAUUAAACAUAAAUGUAUGUUUUUAAAGUAGGGGGAUUAACUUCCCAAUACCUUAUUUCACUUUAAAUAAUGUUGUGGAAGGCUGAUGUUCUACGACUGAUGAUUUUUUAUGUUCAACAUAGAAAUGUGAAACCUUAAAAUGUUCAAGAGUAGAUUCUAUGAGCCAUGUUGUACAUAAUUAUAAGUAUCUGGUAAAAUGAGGUACUGAUAGGUUGGUAGUCAUACAUUUCAAUGAAUUUUCUUAUCUCAACACUCAGUAUGAAUAUUUUUUUUAUCAAUUGUAAAUGAACCUUCUAUGCUUCUAUGUACAUAGGUAGUUUUUAUGAACAAUUAGCAAACAGCAUGGAAGACAGUUACGAUUCUGAUCAUAAGUUGAGUAUAGACCAUGUAAGAAGAUGUAUGCAUUUCUGAUUUCACACACCAAUUUUGGUCCUCAACCUACUUGAUUAAGUCAUCACUCAAAGCUAUUAAUGACUCUGUUUACCUUA
Schistocerca cancellata (South American locust) is the source of this 1387-nucleotide messenger RNA. RefSeq names its product plasma membrane calcium-transporting ATPase 4-like. Gene Ontology annotation, biological process: regulation of cytosolic calcium ion concentration. Gene Ontology annotation, molecular function: P-type calcium transporter activity; nucleotide binding. Lineage: Eukaryota; Metazoa; Arthropoda; Insecta; Orthoptera; Acrididae. The coding region runs from base 1 to 741 and encodes 246 amino acids. The record is from RefSeq and is a predicted model, not a curated record. The transcript has 5 exons. Gene Ontology annotation, cellular component: intracellular membrane-bounded organelle.